GGGGGAUGAAAAAGGAAAAAGGGAAAAUAGUGCCACUCCUCCAUCAGUAAACGUAAGAGGCCGCUCUGCUCUGCUAGCUCGAAGAUUAGUGUUCAGCUACCGCGGCGAAUGUACGAGUACGAAGCUAGCGCUAACGCUAGCGAGCUUGUGAAACCGGAAGUUUAGGUUAAUAUUAAUAUCGAAGCUAUAUUAGUAGCAAAGAGCAACAUUUGGGAAGACAGCAGAAUUUUACUGCUUCGAUCAACUGAACUUAAAUUAGUUGUUUCUUCACAAUUUGGCAUCAUUGAUUAACCAGGUUUUCCAGUUUGACUUUACAUGCUCUUCCACUAGACUAGAGUAGAAGAACCAUGUAUUUAGCAGGCAAUUACUGGUCUACAUUACAGCAUACAAACACCACGUUGUAGCAAGGUAUACAUUCGUCCAUGUCAACUAAUUUGUCUUGUUCUGAGUAGGUGAUCAUCAUGGCACAAGAUAUGCCGUUAUGGUUACAUGGGAAGAUCAGUCGAGAGAAGGCUGAGAGUCUCCUGAAACCUUGGCAAGAUGGAUUUUACCUGAUCAGAGAAAGUACCCAUUACCCUGGAGACUAUACACUAUGUGUAUGUAUCUCAGGAAGGGUUGAACACUAUCAUAUCAUCACAACACAGAAUGACAACUCACCGGGAAAAAAAUCAUUAACCAUAGAUGAAGAAGUUUUCUUCCCUGACCUGCAUGCUUUGAUACAGCAUUAUACAGAAGAUGCGGAUGGUUUAGUGUGUAAUUUAAAGAAAGCUGUGGAGAGAAAGAAAGAUGUGGAGAGAAAGAAAGAUAUGAACAUUAUGGAUGGCCAUCACCAACAGAGGGUGCCUCAUCAUACUGCAGAUGGGUCUUUCAAGAAAGAUGGAGAUAAGAAUGACAUGAAAAAUCUAAUGUCAGGUCCAUGGGCUGUCAAUAAGAAUGAACUCAAACUAGGAGAGGAAAUUGGCCAUGGAUUUUUUGGAGCUGUAAAGGUGGGAGAGUACAAGAAUAAGAAGGUAGCAGUGAAAGUGAUAUCAGGAGAUAAUGAAGCAGCACAAUCUAUAGUAGCAGAAGCUUCAAUUAUGACACAACUGAGGCAUCCAAACUUGGUUGCUCUAAUUGGAGUCAUCCCAGACCAACCAAACUCAAUCUCCAUUGUGCUAGAAUUCAUGGCAAAGGGAAACCUCUUAGACUAUGUGAGAUCAAGAGGGAGGACUGUUAUCACAAAGAAACUUCAGCUUAAGUUUUCAGUAGACAUAGGAGCAGGAAUGUGUUACUUAGAACAGAAAUCAUUUGUCCAUCGGGAUUUAGCAGCAAGGAAUAUCUUGAUAUCUGAGGAUGAUGUGGCUAAGGUAUCUGACUUUGGUCUAGCUCAGGAUAACAGUACACAGUUAGGAACAGGAGGAAAGAUACCCGUCAAAUGGACAGCUCCAGAAGCUUAUAGACGAAAGCAAUUCACAACCAGAUCUGAUGUGUGGAGUUUUGGUAUACUACUUUGGGAGUUGUUUUCAUUUGGAAGAGUCCCAUAUCCAAGAGUGCCUGCUGAUGAUGUGAUGGCUUACCUUGAGGAAGGCAGUCGUAUGCAGACUCCUGGAGACAAUUGUAAAGAUGUCCAUGAACUCAUGAUGAAAUGCUGGGAGAUGCAGCCUGAGAGGAGACCUACGUUUGCCAAGAUUCAAGUACGGUUAAAGGAAUUACAAACGGCCAACGAAUCAUGAUGCUCCUUACACUGCUUUCAAUAUGUAUAUAUUGGUAUUUCAUUGUACGUUGAAAUUGAAUAAUGGUCUGAGGUUAAUUUUGAGAAAAGGUGCCUGCUUAAUUUCAUUUUUCUUCCCUUUAAUACAGCUGUAAAAAGAAAAAGAAAGAUCCUGCCAAAUUUUCAUACAAAAUAAUACACUGUAUCUGCCAGAAUGCUCUUGGUGUAAUUUAUCAAAUUGUAGGCAUUUCAGUAUCCGAUGAUCUAUCUGUUUAGUUGCAGAGCAAUAACCUUGAUUUUAUAUUUUGAGGACUCUUUUAUGUUCUGAAGACUUUUCCUCAGAAAUUGUGAUUUCUUUUUGCCUGUAAAAGAGGUUAGAUUUACAAGUUUAGUCUUUAUUACUCCGUCAUACUAUGUAUAUGGCUUUUAAAGAAACAAUUGCCUCGCAAAUAAGGCCACAAACGACUUAUCUGUAGUUUAGUUGUAAUUAAAUUUUCCUGAUAAUUCAACUCUUUUGGGAGAAGGGAAUUUUGACAAAAGUCUUUUUUUUUCAUAAUGUGAAUUUCAAAAUCAUUUAUUCGGUAUUAAACAAGGAUAUAUAAUCUGGAAAAGCUCUUUUGCAUUUUAUGUUGAAAAGGUUUCUAGUUACUAUUUUAUUGUCAGAGCUCAUUUGUAUUGUGCUUUAUUUGCUAAGACAUGUACAUGUAAAUACGGGAUAUGUUUAAAAUUCAGAUGGUGAAUUCUGUAUGUACUAAAGUUUAUGAUUUUCUAUGGAUGACUCGCCUAUUGUUUCAGAGAAGCAAUAAUUCCUGUGUAAAUAGGUAAAAUGGGUAACAAAGCGCUGUAACAAUAUAUGACUAUAUAUUCCACCAGAUUAAUUCACUUGAUAGAAUGAUAGGCAGUGAUUAUAUUUAUGUGUUGAGUCUGAUCUCAUAAUUCAUACUCAUCAUGCUCAAUCUGCCUGAAUGAUAAAAACAAAACAUUUCUUGAUAAUGCUGCUCUCAGAAAAAGAAUAUGUAUACAAAAAAAUACUGACACAUGAAGGUCUUGAUUAUCUCUUUUGUGCUGGUAGCAAAAGAUGUUUGGUUUUUAUUCAAACUGAGUUUUUUUUUAUUAAUAGAAUAAUCUAAAGUCAAGAUAUUGUGACCUUUAUAUGUAUUCAAUAUAUAUCCUAGCACUUCACAAUGACACUUCAUAUUUUUUUAAUUUUCUUGAGAAUGAAAGUAGUAAUGAUGAUUAUAAUAGUAAUAAUGUUUAUAUAGUUCUUAACACAAUGAACAAAGACUCAAGAGCUGUGUUUAUGCGACCUCAUUAGUUAGAAUCAUUUUUCAAAACACAAUUAUAAAUCAUGGUAACUGCAGAAUCAGGGUUUAAUCGACCCUCUCUCCAACACUGUUUCCCCCUCAAUCAGGGUUUAAUCGACCCUCUCUCCAACACUGUUUCCCCCUCACUUCAAGCCUAGCCAGUGCCCAUCGAAGUGCGCAGUUUGACUCAGGACUUAGGUUUGAAUUGGAAAAGAUACACAGCGCUGAUUUUCAAUACAUUUGUACAAUUACUAUGUGAAGCGAAAGCAAAGAAUACCACUGGCAGCGCUCAGUUUGAACUAAAUAAGGAAGUAGGCCGACACAAUGACGUCUUCAAUAGAGUCAUGAUUCAAAUCACCAUUACUUUUAAUCUGCCUUUUUUUAAUGUGUUUCUGCAGGAACAUCUUUCCAAACACGCCUUUUUUAUGUUUCAUGUUUGUGUUUUGAAACAUGUUUAUUUUUACUUUUGACAAAUAAACUAGUCAUGGGAUUCUUGCUUGCCCUCACCCAGUCUUUACAAGAGUUUUCAAACUCUAUUGCUAUGCUAGGCACAUUACAUUGGAUUUCACAUCCUACUAGGUUACCUUAAGAUGUAACACUUGGGUGGAACCUUGGAUAGUGUGGAGAAGGGGUUUUAUAUCAUUGUGAAAACACAAUGGCAAACUCAGAGACUAAGAACAAAGUAUAUAUUAACCAAUUUAAAGAUACAUCGACAUGACUGGUCCUCAUGAAAGGUUUCAAAGUGUUUUGAAAGGAUCUUUUAUUUCCUUGGACAUUAAGUCAAAACAGUUCUUCACUGGUUCUUGCCAAGGAUUCCCUCAGCUAUUAUUUAUGCUCGGAGGUCAAGAAAUUUGUGUAUUUUUUUAAGUUGUGCACUUUGAAAUAACCAUGUAAAACAAUACUAUGUAACUAUGGUUAUUGGAAUUAUAUCAGAUCAAGUGAAAGAUACAGGUCUAGGCAAUUUUACUGUCCAUGAAAGAUAUAGGAAUUUGGUCAAAAAUUACAUUAUAAUUUGCUUGAAUACAAUCUUCAUAUAGGCGAUUAGGUUAGAAGAUUAAUAGGGAAAUAGAAAUCUUGUCAUAUACACAGAAGUAAUAUAGGUAUGAUUAGUAAAAGUUUCAUGUGAUAUUCAUUAUGGUAUCUUGCAUUAGGAAGAAACAAAAUGCAGCAGACCUACACUGUGGGCUAUUAUAUGGUAUACGAGCUUUGAUUUCUUAUAAACUAUUGCUACCAAAAUUAUAAAUAUUAAAAAUAUGAAGAAAAAAAAAAUGUUGUAAAGAGACAAAUCCUUUGGUUUUGAUUUGCAAGUUUAAGAGCAAAUGAUUGCUAAUUAUGACCCAAUUGUAAUCUAGAUGUACUUACUCAAACUGGUUUACCUCGAAACAGUUUAGGAAACCAGAAGAUCACUUUGCUAUCAUCUUCAUCACCAUAUCCUGAAAUGGUUUUCAGAACCUUUUUCCAUAACAUUGUCUUUUUGAUAUGGGAAUGCUCUCAAUGGCUUCACAUGUUUUGCAUGUAAGUUAAAACUACAGCGUAAUCAUUCUACACACAGUGUGCAAUGAGUAGCAUGCCCAACAUGCACAUACUCUUGUACUUUGGUGUGAAGAUCACUUUCCAAAGAAUGGCUGUAUCUAAGCCUAUGCUGAAACCAGUCAAAGUGGUCUUGAAAACUGCAUCGCCAGGUGGUUUUCCAAACUGGUUGGGAGACCACUUACGAUUGCUUCCAAGACCACUGGCUUCCAAUUAACUAGUUUAAGAAAGUAGAUGAGAAUGAGGUCUGUAUCUCUUUCUUGGAUUUAUAUUUGAUUUAGAGUUCAUAGUCAACUCUCCCCUCCUAUAACAUGUAUGCAAAUCAUUGUAAUAGAAUGUCUAUUGAAUGUCCGUAUAUAGAUUUUGUGGUGGUGCUUUUUCUAGAUAAUGCAUGUGAAAGGGAAAACAGUCAGGCAUGCCUUGCAGGAGUCAAGCUUCCCUUGCAGUCUACAACAUUCAAGUAAUCUACUUUCACUACUACUUUCAUCAUAAUUAAAAACUUUUAUGUCAUUGUUAUUGAAUUAUUUCUCACAUUAUUAAUGGUUGCAAAGCCAUAUCAAUUGAUAUUCCAAGACUUGGUGGAAAUAUUUUGAGACCUUGAUUAGUGAGGCACGGGAGCAUGUUUGAUCAAAACUGCUUUUGUUGUAGAUUUGUAGAUUUCUUUUUCUUUUCUAUAUUAUUUUGUUGACUACCUUUAUUUUACUUCAUUUAGUUGUUCUAUAUAUCAGAAAUUUUGUCUUUCAUAUUUUGAUACAAUAAGUCCAAUCAGGUGCCUUCAUGUAAAAUUUGUGAUUUUCUUUGAAACGUGUUUGGGAGAUAGUAUCGUGGUGUAUUUGAUUAUGUCUUGUGAUCUGAUCAGAUCUGAUCAAUUAGCAAACACAACUUCAUAGGAAAUGUAGUUAGUUUUCUUUUAUGAGCAGUAAGUGAACUAUCUAAUAAUAAUAGCAUUUGCUUAUAGCCCAAGUGAUAUUGAAUUUUACAUGAUGAAAUCGUCCAAUAAUAUUACUUUGAUAAUAAUGUAUAAUACUGUAUUAUUCCCACCUCUAUUAAAGAUGGGAUUGUUUUGUCUGCAGAUAUUAAAUCAUAUUUUUAUUUCAUAACCAAUGGUUGUACAAAAACAUUUAUUCAUCCUGAAAAUUCAAUUUCAAUCUUUUCUCCAAUCAAAUUGCUGUCCAAUGUGUGCAAAAAAAAUACCAGUAUACACAUUAAAUAAAAGAUAUGUUAAAUAUCACAUGUAUUUUAUGGCAAGUAUUAAAUUUUUCUGUCAAACUUUCCCUUUAAAUGAUUUGGAUUUGGAAAUAUUCUGCUUAUAUAUCAUUCUUUGCUGCUUUAAAAAGUUUAUUUUAUAUUGAUAAAUUUGUCAUUUAAAGUAUUGAAAUUUAAAAAUUAGAACUCGCGAAAGCUUAGUAUUGAAAUUUGGGGCUAAAUACCAUAAAGCUUAAAUAGUAAUCGAUCUUUGAACAAAAUCUAAUGACUAUUGAAUACAGUGUACAAUCAUAAAUGAAAUCCAUGUUAUGUACAAUUGUUAAGGUAUGUGUUGUGGUUGUGAAUGGACCCCUCUCUCCAUCAAAUCAGAUGAGUGCAUUGUACUUUAUUUUAGAUAUUAAGAUAAAAAAGGGGAGGAUCUACCAGAGACAUGGAGCACUCUUUUCAAAAGAAAAUUGACCUCCCCCCCAAAAAAAAGACUAUAAAGUAACAUGGAACAUUUUUCAUACAUUUUUUGACAAGCACCAACCACAGAGAGCAUUUCCCAUUUGAAAAUAUUCCAUAAAUAAAAUUGGGGGUGGGAUGGGGCUCAAAGGCCCGCUCGGUGCCAAAUGUUGAUGACUAUCAAUUGAAUAUGUCCUAAUGAAGUAACACCUUUGUAAUGUUUCAAUGCAAAAAGCUGCUCCAGAGUUGUGUUGCUAUGUAAAAACUAUUGUCAUCCAUGUUUCUUUGAAUACAUGUCCCUUAAGAAGGUUUGUUAAAGAGAGUUGAAUGACAGCUGGAUUUAUCAUUCUGUCUAUAAGCUCUGCUAAUGAUUUCAUCUUAUUGCUGUAUUAUGAAAUUUUUAAAAUAAAAAUAUAAUGGUUAAAUGAGAA
Messenger RNA from Lytechinus pictus (painted urchin), 6605 nucleotides. Its product is annotated as tyrosine-protein kinase CSK-like. Gene Ontology annotation, molecular function: non-membrane spanning protein tyrosine kinase activity; ATP binding. The transcript has 11 exons. Gene Ontology annotation, biological process: protein phosphorylation. The coding region runs from base 462 to 1712 and encodes 416 amino acids. The record is from RefSeq and is a predicted model, not a curated record. Lineage: Eukaryota; Metazoa; Echinodermata; Echinoidea; Temnopleuroida; Toxopneustidae.